Carassius carassius (crucian carp) is the source of this 1468-nucleotide messenger RNA. Its product is annotated as G patch domain-containing protein 4-like. Bases 142 to 1461 code for a protein of 439 amino acids. The transcript is spliced from 7 exons. Lineage: Eukaryota; Metazoa; Chordata; Actinopteri; Cypriniformes; Cyprinidae. Gene Ontology annotation, cellular component: nucleolus. The record is from RefSeq and is a predicted model, not a curated record. Gene Ontology annotation, molecular function: nucleic acid binding. Gene Ontology annotation, biological process: regulation of ribosome biogenesis.
AUCGGAUUUACAGUUCUUUGACAGUUUAAGAAUUUAUUUGGUAUUAACAGAUAUUUAAAACCGCUAUAUAUGUGCAGUAGCCUAAUCCGUGUUUUACUAACUGCAGCCUCCUUGUGCAAGUUCUGAGAAGUUAUUGUGGAAAUGGCAGAAAUGGUCCAAGAAAAGAGCACAGGACUAAAGUUCGCAGAGGAGCAGCUUCUGCGACACGGAUGGGAAAAAGGUAAAGGUCUGGGCAGGUCAGAGAAUGGCAUCUCAGAAGCUAUUAAAGUCAAAAUUAAAUGUGACAAAAGAGGGAUGGGCCAUAAGGAAGGCGAGCAGUUUACUUUCCACUGGUGGGACCAUGUUUUUAAUAAAGCCUCGUCCAAUCUGGUUGUGGAAACAGGUCAGAACGGUGUGGUGGUGAAGAAGUCAGAUGACGGCAAUGAUGGAUUGAUCUCCAACAAGAAGCCACGCAAGGCUCAGCAAGCCAGGUCCAUGCUUUAUGGAUUUUUUGUCAAGUCAGCUACGCUGCUGUCGGGUGAGGAGCAGUCAGAAAAGACCGCUGAAUCAGAUGACAGCAGCAGCAGCAGCAGUUCUGAAGAUGAGGACCAGAAACUGGACCUUUCCAGUACUACCAAGCUGUCAGAUACAGAUCUGCUGAAAGCUUGUGGAGGACGCACAGCACACAAAGGAGCCAGACAUAGACUCACUAUGAGCGCCAAACUGGCCCGGCUUGAGCAGCAGGAACAGGAGUUCAUGAUCAAGUAUGGUAAGAAGAACCACACUGCUGAAACAUCCACAAGCAACACCGAUUGUCUAAAUCCUGAUGGACGUCCAGAUAUUAAAGAGAAAACAAAACGCAAGAAAUCAAAAAGGCAGGAGGAACGAUCAGAAAAUAACAUCCAUGAGGAUAAGAUGACGACACGGGUGCUUUCGAGUUAUGAUACUGAGGACGGCAAACCCAAAAAAAGGAAAGAGUUUAAUGAUGCUUCUGUGAAUGAUGAUAUGAUCGCAGAUUCAGAGCCGAAGAAGAAAAAGAGAAACCGCAAAGAGAGAGAAGCACCUGAGGAUCGUGUUGAUGGAGACUGCAGCAUAGAUGUGAAUGAGGCAUUCACACACAAAUCAGAGGAGCAAGACACACACCUGCCGACAGAUGACAGCAUGCACAAGAAGAAAAAGAAAAAACGGUCCAAGGUGGCUGCUGAGAUGGCUGAUGCAGAUGAGAUCAGUGAGGAAUCCACAGACGCACACAGCAAACAACCACAGGAGGGCAGUACUGAGUAUCAACAAACAUCUGAUAAUACCUUCAAGAAGAAAAAGAGCUCUACCAUGGAGCACUGCGAAGAUGUGGAGAACUCAACUACAGCAAUGACGGUAACAGAAGAUGCUAGCAAUGAAGCACAGAUAAUGGACACACAAACAGAAGGACAGGAGAACGACAGGAAGAAAAACAAGAAAAUGAAACGAAGCAAAAAGGAAUAGCACUCAA